Molecule: messenger RNA, 1344 nt
Organism: Fonsecaea multimorphosa CBS 102226
Lineage: Eukaryota; Fungi; Ascomycota; Eurotiomycetes; Chaetothyriales; Herpotrichiellaceae
Exons: 4
Coding region: 1-1344 (447 amino acids)
Source: RefSeq, a predicted model, not a curated record
AUGCCCCUUGGUCAAGGUGUCAGUCGCUCCUCUACCAUAGGAAAUGGCUUGAAAGUGAAAGUCUACAGCUUUCGAAGACGCUUGAGCUACUUUCGUGUGAUUGAACACGAAGUGCGCGCCCAACACACGCGCCACUGGCCGAGGGGCACCGAGGUUGGCUAUGAAAAUGCCUUGAAGCUCUCUGUCAAACAAUAUAUCCCCCAUGAACAAAAGAAUCCGGCACCCGGCGAUAUCACCUUUAUUGCCGCACAUGCCAAUGGCUUCCCCAAGGAGCUAUAUGAACCUCUGUUUGAUGACAUCUAUACCAAAAUAAGAUCUUUGGGAAGAGACAUCCGGGCAAUAUGGAUUGCCGACCUCGCUCACCAGGGCAAGAGCUAUAUUCUCAAUGAAAGAGCUUUGGGCAAUGACCCAAACUGGUGGGAUGGUGCCAGAGACCUUCUUUUUCUGAUCAACCAAAAGCAAGAUGAGUUGCCUCAACCACUAAUAGGGAUUGGGCAUAGCAUGGGAGCAUCGCAACUGACGCAGCUUUCACUUCUCCAUCCAAGGCUAUUGCAAGCUCUGAUUCUCAUCGAUCCGGUUAUCCAAACAGAGAAUCCCAGCAAAACAUUCGCUAAACCUUCCACCUAUCGUCGAGAUAUCUGGCCAUCCCGUCAAGAAGCCCGAGCAAAGUUCGCGAGCAGCAAGUUCUACCAGGCCUGGGAUCCACGGGUAUUUGAGAAAUGGGUGCAAUAUGGUCUCCGGGAUCUACCCACGGAGCUCUAUCCGGAAAAAAAUGAGAGCAAAGAGCCGCGCGUGACGUUAGCCACCCCCAAGUCUCAAGAGGUCUUUUCUUAUCUGAGACCAAAAUACACCGGUACUCCGGGUAUUGCACCUGAAAAGGAUCGGGCCGUGUAUGGGGAUAUGUAUCCGGAGGAUGUGGAGGAGGGGUAUCCUUUCUAUCGCCCUGAGCCCGCCGAAAUAUUCCGGCGGCUUCCCGAGCUGAGACCACCUGUUUUGUAUAUAUUCGGAGACCAGUCUGAGCUCGCCACACCACAGCUAAGGAGGAAAAAGAUGGUAAGUACUGGUAUCGGCGUGGGCGGGAGCGGAGGGCAGGCUGAAGGCCGAGUGAAAGAGGUUGUUUUGGCAGACUGUGGUCACUUGGUCCCUAUGUUGAAGGUCGAAGAGUGUGCCAAUGCCGCAGCUUCAUUUGCAAUUGCCGAAGUGACUCGCUGGGAGCAGACGAUCAACGAAUGGCAGCGGCGUUGGCUCCAAAAACCUAGAAGUGAGAGGAUCGGUAUUGACGAAGAGUGGAAAAGGAUGAUUGGUCCAAGGGACGCUCGUCCAUCCGAUAAAGAACCUCGAUAG